Messenger RNA from Aspergillus niger, 936 nucleotides. RefSeq lists its product as uncharacterized. The record is from RefSeq and is a predicted model, not a curated record. The transcript has 3 exons. NCBI's taxonomy places the organism in Eukaryota, Fungi, Ascomycota, Eurotiomycetes, Eurotiales, Aspergillaceae. Bases 1 to 936 code for a protein of 311 amino acids. Gene Ontology annotation, molecular function: oxidoreductase activity.
AUGGCAACCAUAACUAAGACGACCACCACGGCCAUCACGGCCAUUGGCUGUCCAACUCUGACCUUCCGUCCCCUUCACCCCACAUUAGGUGCCGAGUGUGAGGGCGUGGAUUUCUCAAAACCAGUCCCGGACGCUGUCAUCGAACAGCUUCGUGCCGCAAUGGCUAAAAAUGGCAUCCUGGUCUUUCGUGCCACCGGACUUGACGAUGCACGCCACACUGCCUUUGCGCGCCAAUUAGGCGAACCGAUGGUGGAUAGCGCGGUCGGGAAACCGGGAGUGCCAAACCGACUCGAUCCUAAAGGUGAGCUGAUGGACAUUGGGAAUGUGGACGGCGACGGUCGGAUCCUGUCGACAACGUCGUGGCGGUCGCAGCUGCUCCGGGGCACACGCCUCUUCCACGUAGAUGGCUCCUACUUCCAACGCCGAGCGGGAUAUAGCCUUCUCCGUGCGCAUCAACUGCCCCCAAGGGGAACCGGCGGCGCAACGGCAUUUGCUGACACCAGGACUGCUUAUGCCGACCUAGCGGAGGAGACCAAGAACGAAAUUCAGAAUCAUGUGCUAUGGCAUUCGCUCAUGCAGAGUCGAUAUUUGGGAGCCCCGGAGAAUUGGCUCAUCAGGUUGCUGCCUGAGGCUGCAACAUCGCGUGGACGUCAUCAACUGGUACAGCUGCACAAGCCCAGCAAUCGAAUGAAUCUGUACUUGGGAUCACAUGCGUACCAGAUAGACGGAUGGAGCAGGGCAGACAGCAAACCCGUGAUUGAGGCAUUGAUGCGGCAUGCUAGUCAGGAUAAAUAUGUCCUCACCGUGGACUGGCAGAACAAUGGAGACAUGAUUAUGUGGGACAACACUUGUGUGAUGCACCGAUCAUGUGGUGGCUCAUAUCAAGGACGGUAUGUGCGUGAUAUGCGGAGAGCCACAAUCUUCGACUCCGCGUAG